Molecule: messenger RNA, 1395 nt
Organism: Apaloderma vittatum (bar-tailed trogon)
Lineage: Eukaryota; Metazoa; Chordata; Aves; Trogoniformes; Trogonidae
Gene: SLC39A9
Product: solute carrier family 39, member 9
Exons: 7
Coding region: 130-1047 (305 amino acids)
Biological process (GO): transmembrane transport; zinc ion transport
Cellular component (GO): membrane
Molecular function (GO): metal ion transmembrane transporter activity
Source: RefSeq, a predicted model, not a curated record
CGGGGCAGGAGAGACAUGGCUGAAAGCCGUUCCUGGGAGCUCGGUGUCUGCACGGGUUAAGGAGUGCGGGGCGAAGUGGGGAAGUUGCUGUUGAAUUUCACUUUAAGGGACCGGAGAGAAAGCGGCGAAAUGGAUGACUUCCUCUCCAUCUGCCUGCUGUCUCUGGCCAUGCUGGUCGCCUGCUAUGUGGCAGGAAUUAUCCCCUUGGCAGUUAAUUUUUCCGAGGAGAGAUUGAAGUUGGUGACUGUUCUGGGUGCUGGGCUGCUGUGUGGAACUGCCUUGGCCGUCAUUGUGCCAGAAGGAGUACAUGCACUUUAUGAAGAGAUUUUGGAGGGGAAGCAUCACCCGGCAAAUGAGAUGCAGCAUGUGGUUGAGUCUGAGAAAGUAGUGGAAAUCGCGGCUGAACACGAGUAUGGCCACGACCAUUCCCGGUUGCAUGCCUACAUUGGCGUGUCCCUUGUCCUCGGCUUUGUCUUCAUGCUCUUGGUGGAUCAGAUAGGCAGCUCGCAUGUGCACUCUACAGAUGAUCCAGAAGCUGCAAGAUCAGGCAACUCCAAAAUCACCACGACGCUGGGACUAGUAGUCCAUGCUGCAGCUGAUGGUGUUGCAUUGGGUGCAGCAGCUUCUACUUCUCAGACUAGCGUCCAGUUGAUAGUGUUUGUUGCGAUUAUGUUGCACAAGGCACCAGCUGCCUUUGGCCUGGUUUCCUUCCUGAUGCACGCUGGGCUGGAACGGAAUCGAAUUAGAAAACACUUGCUGGUCUUCGCAUUAGCAGCACCUGUUAUGUCGAUGGUGACAUAUUUAGGGCUAAGCAAGAGCAGCAAAGAAGCCCUUUCCGAAGUCAAUGCCACAGGAGUUGCUAUGCUGUUUUCUGCUGGGACUUUUCUUUAUGUUGCCACAGUUCACGUCCUCCCAGAAGUAGGAGGAAUUGCUCAUAGCCACAAACCUGAAUCAACUGGAGGAAAAAGACUCAGUCGUCUGGAGGUGGCAGCCCUAGUAGUAGGAUGCCUUAUUCCUCUAGUUUUGUCCAUUGGACACCAUCACUAAAACGCUUGAAUUUUACCGUUCUCCUCCUCGAUCUGACAUGAGCAGUAAAUGUUGGCUGCUCCCUUUAUCAUUAUCUCUUACGCAUCAUCCAUCCCAUCCACUUUAUGGAGUUCAGAGAGAACCUUGAUUGCAAAAUGAGGAAUAUGGGGAAGUUUUUAGUGUAGCAAAAUGUACUUUGGCAGCCGGACAUAAAUUCUAUGUAACUUUCUUUUCUGAAGACAUUUGCUAUUUUAAUUGUUACUUCUGGCCCUAUUCUCAGGGAAGAUGGAAUUUGGAGUUUGAGCAAGGUGAGUGGGGAAGAACGUAGCAACUUAUCACAAAACUGCAAUCACCAAAGUAUCCUGCGAU